AUGCCUCCGGGUCCUCGACUGCAAGCAAAUGGGCAUGAACAAGUCGAGCUCAGAGAACCUAGCAGUCCAGGACCUCUAUCGCCCGGCAAUCUGUCACCCACGCCAACUCCACGUCCAGGACUGAACGACCGUCUUUCAACAUUUGGCGCAGCGGCAGUCAACGGCAUCAGUGCCCCGAGCAGCCCACAGGCCCAUCCCUUCUACGACUAUACGGAAGACAAGACGCUCAUCCAUUCGGAGAGCAAGCGGAUAGCGUGCCAGCUUGACAGCGAUGGCAUCAUCGCGCCUCUGCCUGAUGACCUCGACACGCUCGAUGGACCUUCGCCGGCAAGCAAUACCAAAGGGCCUCUGUUCAAUCAGCAUGUCGAGCAUGAGAAUGAAAUCGACGAUGGCUUUGUCGGAGCCGAUCAUAUGACAAGCGAGCUCCAAGCGCUCUAUGCCUCCUUCCAAAAGUGUCUAGACUUGCGCGAAAAGUACAUCCGACUGUCGUGUCAAAGACUCGAAGACAAUCCUGCCAAUUACGACGGCGACUUUUGUCCCGAUCCAAACAGCACAACGACAUCGGCAGCCGUCGAUACAUCUGCCCAAGCGUGCUAUCAACCAGAGUCAUCGACUUCGAAUGCGCCGCGAAGCUCACGCUUUGAAAAGUGGAAGAUCUAUCCGCCGCCGCCACCGCCACACUGGAAGGCACGAGACCCUAGCAGACCGCAGCUCGUCGGCGAUCCGGCACCGAUCGAGCGCAAACCAUUCGAUCGUGCAGAUUGUGAGAUACCUGGCCGAGCAGCAGGAUCUCUGCAUCAUUCAUUCGCAAUGGAUGCCUCGGGAGUCUAUCAAGUCUACGCAAGCGAUCCAGCGAGCAAGCAGCCCCUGUAUACCGUGCCGACCCUGAAGCAAUAUUUUCUGGAUCUCGAAUAUAUUCUCGGCGUCAUCUCUGAUGGGCCGACAAAGUCGUUCGCUUGGCGACGGCUCAAAUACCUCGAAAGCAAAUGGAACUUGUACCUGCUUCUCAAUGAGUACCAAGAGCUUGCCGACAUGAAGCGAGUACCGCAUAGAGAUUUCUACAAUUGCCGAAAGGUCGACACUCACGUGCAUCAUUCGGCUUGCAUGAAUCAGAAGCAUCUGUUGCGCUUCAUCAAAUCAAAGAUGAAGCAUAGUCCAGACGAUGUCGUCAUCUUCCGGGACGGCAAAGAGCUCACACUAACGCAAGUCUUCCAGUCGCUCAAUUUGACAGCGUACGAUCUAUCCAUUGAUACGCUAGAUAUGCACGCGCACAAAGACUCCUUUCAUCGCUUCGACAAAUUCAAUCUGAAGUACAAUCCCAUCGGCGAAUCGCGACUCAGAGAGAUCUUUCUCAAGACCGACAAUUUCAUACAAGCAGGUCGCUAUCUUGCUGAGCUCACCAAAGAGGUGAUGGACGACUUGGGCAUAACAAAGUAUCAGAUGGCGGAGUAUCGAAUCUCUAUCUACGGCCGGAGCACAACCGAAUGGGACAAGCUGGCGAAAUGGAUCGUCAACAACGGCCUCUUCUCAGACAAUGUGCGGUGGCUCAUCCAAGUCCCGCGAUUGUACGACAUUUUUAAGGCGAGUGGGACGGUCACCAGCUUUCAGGAAGUCUUGCAAAAUGUCUUCCGGCCGCUGUUUGAAGUCACUCAGGAUCCCACGACCCACCCCGAGCUGCACAUAUUCCUACAGCGUGUCAUCGGUUUCGAUAGCGUCGACGACGAGUCAAAAGCGGAGAAGAGGAUUUAUCGCAAGUAUCCAUUUCCGGCUCAAUGGACGACAAAUCAAAAUCCGCCGUACAACUACUGGCUCUAUUAUCUCUAUUCGAACAUGACGAGCCUAAACUGCUGGCGGCAAGAGCGAGGCUUUAAUACAUUCGUGCUGCGGCCACAUGCCGGAGAGGCAGGCGACACCGACCACCUUACCUCCGCCUUUCUGACUUCUCAUUCGAUCUCUCACGGCAUUCUGCUGCGGAAGGUGCCAGCCCUACAGUAUCUCUACUACCUCAAACAGAUCGGAAUCGCCAUGUCGCCUCUGAGCAACAAUGCGCUUUUCCUCAUGUACGAACGCAAUCCCGCGCCCGCCUUUUUCCGAACCGGCCUCAAUAUCAGCCUCAGUAGUGACGAUCCGCUCAUGUUCAGUCUGACACGCGAGCCAUUGAUCGAAGAGUACAGCGUUGCCGCACAGAUCUUCAAGCUCUCCCCUGCAGACAUGUGCGAGCUUGCCCGCAAUUCUGUCCUACAGAGCGGCUUCGAAAUGCAAGUGAAGCGACACUGGAUUGGGAAAGAUUACUAUCUGCCAGGUCCGGCUGGCAAUGACAUCCGAAAGACCAACGUGCCGAACACCCGCGUCGCUUUCCGUUACAAGACCUUGAUGGAAGAAAGGGCUAUCAUCUGGAGUCACGGCGGAGCUGGUCAGUCUGGCAAGAAUCACGAUACGACCGCCGGCAUCGUGCCUCAAAAGACGGAUACUGCUCUUGCUGCUGCUGCCAUGACAGCUCAUUGA
Molecule: messenger RNA, 2505 nt
Organism: Mixia osmundae IAM 14324
Lineage: Eukaryota; Fungi; Basidiomycota; Mixiomycetes; Mixiales; Mixiaceae
Exons: 14
Coding region: 1-2505 (834 amino acids)
Biological process (GO): IMP salvage; AMP metabolic process
Cellular component (GO): cytosol
Molecular function (GO): AMP deaminase activity
Source: RefSeq, a predicted model, not a curated record